Molecule: messenger RNA, 2696 nt
Organism: Durusdinium trenchii
Lineage: Eukaryota; Dinophyceae; Suessiales; Symbiodiniaceae
Source: the annotation of a GenBank genome assembly
AGCUUUGCAACGACUGUUCACGCGUAGGGGAAACGCUAGCAUGCUGGUCGUGCAAAUUGUGAGGCUCAAGGAUAGACUGGGAGAAGGGGCAACGCUAGGGCCGCUAGGGAGCACAAGGCUCACGGUGCAAUCUUGAAAGAUUGGGUACCCUGAUAGCCUUGUGCUGGGGAGAGCGUCAAUCCGAUGGCGGACGACGAAGAAGGUGCGAGCCUCUCAGGGUGGCAGACACCCGUUUCCCAAAAGAGGGCCUUGCAGCAGACAGCCUCCAAUGGUCCAGCCAUGUCACCCGCUAAGCAUCACAAGCAAAGACGAUUGGAGGAAUCUCCAUUGAAGCUUUCGAUCAAUGACUGCUCCAGAGCUUGCCGAGCUGUUUGGUCAGAUUCUCGUUGCUUCAGCUGGUGGCUUGAGAUUUUCGGGCUGCUGGGUGCUAGGGACAUCGUAACAAAAGCAGCUCCUGUGUGCAAGCAAUGGAGGGAAGUGGCAGAGGGGAAGGAGCUUUGGUCCUUUGUUGCUAGCCGUUUCCGGCUUGUGGAUCAGCAUGUGGUCAUCGAGAAACUUGCUGCAAGACGCUCCAAGGGCCGUAUGUUCCAAUGUCGUCACCUUGGCUCAGGAGAUUUGGUCCUUUUGCGAAUGGUAGAUUUGCAGGCGACCAAUGCAGGAAAUGAUGAUGGAAUACCGACAUCCUUCAUCAGAGAGGCAGCUUUGCUUUCAGAACUUCGGCACCCAAAUGUAAUCAGGCACUUCGGAGCUGAGAUCCUGGACAGGUGCGCAGUCACAUGCACUGAAUUUGUGCAUGAGAGUUGGGCUGCUUGGUUUGAGAAGCUAAAAGCCAAAGCGCCUCCCCAGCGUAUGGAAGACAUCCGAGAGAAUUUCAUGCAGAUGCUCACUGGGCUCCGCUUUUUGCAUCACAAAGGGCUCAUGCACCGCAACUUGAAGCCAGAGAAUAUGUUCAUUGACCAGUCUGGAACGGUGAAGAUUAGUGACUUCACCACGACACGAAUGCUUGAUAUUCCCUUUCAGGCCUACACUCCAGAAAAUCCCAAGGAGAGAGAGCGAUCAAGUCGCGAAGUGCGGCGCUUGUGGUACCGGUGUCCCGAGCUGAUUUUGAGAGAGGAGAUCUAUGGCCCAAAAGUAGACACAUGGUCCGUCGGGUGCUUGUUUGUCGAAGCGUCGACGGGGCGCACGCUUUUUCAAUCAGAGUCAGAGAUGGAUCAUUUGUUCAGAAUUUUUCGCCUUUUGGGCACACCAACUCUAGCAGAUUGGCCAGAGGUUGCCAGAGCGAGGUGCUUCUCCCCAAAGUUCCCCUUGUAUGAGGGCUUCAGCUUUCCACAAGUUACACGAGCCGAAUGUUUGGACAGCUCCAAUGACCUGGAGCGCCUCUUGCAGCAGGCGCAACCAGACAGAGAGGAUGUGCUACAGCACCUAAUCGAAAUGGCCAGCGUGGUAGGUGUGGAUGGCAUGGUUUUGCUUGACCUCUCCGUGACCAUUCCACCUUCGAGAAGAGGAACCUGUGAAGAUAUGUUGCAGUCGCCCUUUUUUAGCCCAAGAAGGCUGCAACCUCAAAAGGCCAUUUGGCUGACUGGGCGUCAUUUGCAGGGUCCACCACAGUGGGCAGGGUCAGUACUCCCAGAAUGCCCUGACUUCCCACCUGUGGCUAUGCCUUCCAGCUUGGCCAACUCACAGAUGGUUUGGGACAUGUUGAAUGCCAUGCUUGAACAGGAGAAACGCUCUGAUGCUUUGGAGGAUUGGCCUUUGCCGCCUUUGCCCCCUCAGUUUGAUGCGCAUGCCCGUGCACGUCAGGUUGAUUUUAUCAUUUCUUUGGCAAGCAGCCUGGCCUUGAGGUCUGGCACAGCCCAUUUGGCUUGCUCAAUUUUCGACAAGUACCUGACUCUACAGCAGAUGCCCAUUGCGCCAGGUCACAUCAAGGUAGUUGCAACCACUUGUCUAAAGAUUUCGGACAGCUUUGCAGAGCAAAGCAACGAAUACUACAAGCAAGAAAAUGCUGCGACCUAUGCAACGACAGCAGGGUCAAUCACUCCUUUGCAGAUACUUCGAUGUGAGAAAGAAAUGCUUCCCAAGCUGCGCUUCAAGCUUCACCAGCCUACUAUCCUGUGGUUCCUGCAGUGCUUCAUGGUCUAUGCCAAGCUGUCCAUAGGUGAUGACGUAGGGAAAGCCGCGUCCUUCAUUGCAGAUUUGAUGUUGCUUGACUUUGAGAUGCACGUUUACCCACCAUCAUUGAAAGCACAUUGUGCUAUCUUGAUGGCAGCGUUUUGGGUGCAAGACGGCAAGUCGUAUCACUCAGAGCAGUCCGUUUCAGUUUCAGCAUUCUCGGGAAAGCUAUCCUUGCUGGAGCACUGGGACAAUCAGAUCCGCAACAAAAUUUGUAGGGCCAGUUGGGAGACUGCGGAAGGAUGUUUGCACACUGCGGUGCGCAUGCUCUUAGACAAACGGCCAGAAUGGGCGGGGCGUUUGCGGUUGAAAGCUGUUGAGACCAAACAUGCGCAGAUCCUGAAUAGGAUCCCGAUCCCCGGGGCCUUUUCGUCCCGAUCAAGUUUCCUCAAGCUGGUUCGGUACAUCGUGCCAGACAGCUCGAGACAUUUGGUCCCAGAAGGCCAGACACAGAGCCAGCACAACUAAUUCGGGGUUAGAACAAAUAGGUUGCGACAACGACCUGCCACGUUCUCAUAUUGGGGGAA